Messenger RNA from Rubroshorea leprosula, 524 nucleotides. The record is from the annotation of a GenBank genome assembly. Lineage: Eukaryota; Viridiplantae; Streptophyta; Magnoliopsida; Malvales; Dipterocarpaceae.
CGAAAAGCUUUGAUACCAUAAAAGCGUUUAGGCACCAGGAUAUGAAGUGUCUCUCAAAAAGCUUUGAUACCAUAAAAGUGUUUUAGGCACCAGGAUAUGAAGUGUCUCUCAAGAGAAUAUAAAUACUAUGGAUUCUACCUAUUCUGAAGCUCACAUGGGUCCUACACAAUCAACUGCUAUAAGCCAAGAGCCAUCUCUAGCUAAUGAUGAUGGAGGCCAUGCAACCUCCUGUACUGUCAAUCUAGCUACUGCUAUUGGAGACCAAAUUGCACCAUAUACUGCUAGUAUUGAGCAGCAAGAGGAGAGGGGUAAUAAAGACAAUGAUGCCUCAACAUCUACUUUUGACUCAACCAUGGUGUUAGCUCAAGCUGCAAACCCAACAGAGAAUAGCCCAAGCUCACAUUCUCAUCCCAUGAUCAAAAGGUCAUAACAGGGAAUUUGCACGCCAAACCCAAAAUAUGCUGCCUUACAAGUCCAUUCCAAGACUUGUGCUCUUUCUUCGGUAAUAAUUUCCUUGAUUUCCA